GAGCGGCGACUCAAAAGUGUGGGCUCACGCGUCCGCUGACACUUGGGCUGUUCAAAAUGGAAUUUCGACGUACGAUUUGGACACGUCGAGCAUCAAACGAGAGAAGCGGGAUCACAAUGAGCAGUUCAACGAUGGAUAUGGUCCACCACCGGGCUCGGCGAGCGCCGACCCAGCCAGUUAUAUUGCCGAUCCGGCGGCGUUUUACAAUUUGUACACGAAUAUGGGUGGCGCGCCGACGUCAACUCCGAUGAUGCACCAUGAGAUGGGUGAAGCCAUGAAACGGGAUAAGGAGUCUAUUUAUGCCCAUCCACUCUAUCCACUUCUAGUUCUCCUAUUCGAAAAAUGCGAGCUCGCCACGUCAACGCCCCGAGACACGUCACGCGACGGAUCCACGUCAUCGGACGUGUGCUCCAGCGCGUCUUUCAAAGAUGAUCUCAACGAAUUUGUAAGACAUACCCAAGAGAAUGCUGACAAGCAGUACUAUGUACCGAAUCCACAACUAGAUCAAAUUAUGCUCCAAUCGAUUCAGAUGCUUCGAUUCCAUCUGUUGGAGCUUGAAAAGGUCCACGAGCUCUGCGACAACUUCUGCAAUCGAUACGUGGUCUGUCUGAAAGGCAAAAUGCCGCUGGAUAUCGUUGGCGACGAGCGUGCCUCAUCCUCACAACCACCAAUGUCCCCCGGAAGCAUGGGACACCUCGGUCACUCAUCGUCCCCAUCGAUGGCCGGUGGAGCGACGCCGAUGCACUAUCCACCACCAUACGAACCGCAAUCAGUUCCAUUGCCGGAGAAUGCUGGCGUAAUGGGAGGGCAUCCGAUGGAGGGAUCAUCAAUGGCUUAUUCGAUGGCUGGAAUGGCGGCCGCUGCCGCAUCAUCAUCAUCGUCUUCCAACCAAGCAGGGGACCACCCUUUAGCGAACGGCGGGACGCUCCACUCGACGGCUGGAGCCUCCCAGACGCUGUUGCCCAUAGCCGUCAGUAGUCCUUCGACGUGCUCGUCGGGUGGUCUAAGACAGGAUUCGACACCCUUGUCCGGUGAGACACCCAUGGGUCAUGCGAACGGAAAUUCGAUGGAUUCGAUUUCAGAAGCUGCACCCUCGUCGGCAUCAUCGUCGUCGUCCUCGAAGAAUAAACCGUCGACGCCGAACGGAGGACGGAUAGGCAAAAGUCGAGGACGGGGAAUUUUUCCGAAACAGGCGACAAAUCGACUUCGGCAGUGGCUUUUUCAAAAUCUUACGGUAAGGAGUUUUUUGUUUGAAAAUGAUGUCUUUUUGGUUUAUUCACAAUUUAUGUUCACUAAACUUUUGUUUCUGUCUUUUGUUCAUUUUACUCCUUCUUCUUCUUAUUCUUCAUGUUUUAUCUGAUCUCAUUCUUAUUCCAAAAUCAUCCGCUGUCCCCUUAAAAUAAGAGCAUCAUUAGGGUCCGAAUACAGGAGGGUCUAGAUCCUUGCCGAUCAUGACCCGAAAUGUAUUCCAGGCGACGAGUUCUCCGUGUGCGGAUCGAAUGAUGAUGGUCGAGAUUCGGUGCUGUCCGACUCGGCAAACGGAAGUCAGAAUGGCAAGCGAAAAGUGCCGAAAGUAUUUUCAAAGGAGGCGAUUACCAAAUUCCGCGCGUGGUUAUUUCACAAUUUGACGGUAAGGGUGCAGGCUUAUCUCGAAUAUUAAUCUCAAGUUCUUUUUCUCUUUUUUCUCACUUUUUUUUGUCUGAUUCAUUUCUCACCUUUCUUCCUCACUUUCUCUGUGUGAGCGCCCAUGUCUUCAUCAUCAUCGACACCUCCUACAGUAAUCUAGAUUUGCAAAACUUGUUGGGAGGUCGUCGUCGUCCGGAGGCAAGGGACGUACACAUACUAGUGUAACACUGAAUUUUUACAACUGGUCAGAGGUCACUUUUGUGGUCCCCCUACCCCAAACAGAUGAUGAGAGAAGGGGCUAAUGUUCAAUUUUCAGCAUCCCUACCCAUCAGAAGAGCAGAAGAAACAGUUGGCAAAAGAAACGGGUCUCACAAUUCUUCAGGUUAACAACUGGUUCAUCAACGCUCGACGACGAAUUGUACAGCCAAUGAUUGAUCAGAACAACCGAGCCGGGCGUAGCGGUCAGAUGAAUGUUUGUAAAAAUCGACGACGAAAUCGAAGUGAGCAGUCACCUGGGCCAAGUCCCGAUUCGGGAUCGGACAGUGGAGCAAACUAUUCACCGGAUCCAUCGUCGCUAGCGGCGAGCACAGCAAUGCCGUACCCAGCCGAAUUCUACAUGCAGAGGACGAUGCCGUACGGUGGAUUUCCAUCAUUCACAAAUCCAGCAAUGCCAUUCAUGAAUCCAAUGAUGGGCUUCCAAGUGGCUCCAACAGUAGAUGCUCUUUCUCAACAAUGGGUUGAUCUCUCAGCACCACACGAAUAAGGGUCCGAACAUAUUUAUUACAACAGUAUACCGCCAAAGGUUCUCCUCAAAUGAUCAGUUGUUUUUUUUUGGAAUCGUUUUUCCAAGUUUUCCAUGACUUUAAAUGUUUCUCUCUCUCUCUCUGCGUCUCUCACUCCCUCACACUCUCUCUCUCUCUCUAUAACUACUACAGAUUCGCCAAUUUCCAUGGUAAAAAUGGUAAUAUCGACUAUUUGUUAUUGUUCUCAAAAAAAAAAUUGUGACCACAGGGUUAAUACCACACAUUCAAUUGCUCUCCAAAAUGUAAUAUUUUUUGACAAAAUAUUUGAAAAUUGAAAACUGAAACUAAUUGAUUAAUUCCAGUUCAUAUCAAAUGUAUGUUCUUAUUCUCCUCCUCCAGUUCUCCUCAUGUUUGGAACUCAUUUUUCUAAUAUUUCAGUCCUAAAAUUACAAUAUACCUUCUUUGUCUCUCUCUCUCAUCACCACUCGUUUGCCUUGUCGAUUUAAUUUCUUUUUUCUUUUUAAUAUUUGUUUUUUUUCCUCCAUGAAUAUAGAAUUAAAAUUUUAAACUUUAAAA
Messenger RNA from Caenorhabditis elegans, 2945 nucleotides. It is a transcript of the gene unc-62, whose product is annotated as Homeobox protein unc-62. The record is from RefSeq and is marked reviewed. Gene Ontology annotation, molecular function: DNA binding; cis-regulatory region sequence-specific DNA binding. Gene Ontology annotation, biological process: regulation of DNA-templated transcription; neuron fate commitment. The transcript has 9 exons. Gene Ontology annotation, cellular component: nucleus. The coding region runs from base 1928 to 2389 and encodes 153 amino acids. Lineage: Eukaryota; Metazoa; Nematoda; Chromadorea; Rhabditida; Rhabditidae.